AGUAUUGAUUGGGGUCACGUUUAUCGAUUAAAGGUUCGAUGAGUUAGCUUAGUACACAAAAAAAACACAUGCCUUGCCGCGGCACAAGAAAGCAGCCGGACUCUUCAUCUCUGACGGUUAAAUAGUUUCCUCCGUCCUCACAUACUUGCUACCCUCUUUCCCUUUCCGGCAUGGAUGCUUUCAGCGGAGGCAAUGGCGGCCUCUGGGCCUGGAACUUCCUCCUUUCUCAUUCCAAAUCUUCUCGUAACAACAAGAGAAGAUCAUUCGAGCCCAAAUCCUCUAAUUCCUUGGAAGCAACUGGUGGAUCUGGUUUUCGUUUCCCUCUUAAGCAGUACAUCACUGCAGGCUGUCUCACUCUCUCCGGCGACACUAUCGCUCAGUUCAUUGGCCGGUAUCGUAAAGGAAUCGCUUUGAAUUCCACUGCUCUCUCUGAUUCUGCCUCUGCCGACAAGAUGAACAUAUUUUCAGAACAUGAUUGGAUCCGGUCUUUGCGGAUGGCUUCUUAUGGAUUUCUACUCUAUGGUCCAGGAUCCUUUGCAUGGUACAACUAUCUUGAUCAUGUUUUGCCUAAGAAAUCGGUGGAGAAUCUUAUUCUUAAGGUUGUCUUGAACCAAAUUGUUCUUGGUCCAGCAGUUAUUGGUGUUGUAUUUGCAUGGAACAGUCUCUGGCUAGGAAAACUCUCCCAGCUUCCUGAAAUGUACCGAAAAGAUGCUCUUCCGACAUUGUCAUAUGGGGUUAGGUUCUGGAUUCCUGUCAGCAUAUUGAAUUUUUGGGUCGUGCCACUCCAAGGUCGGGUGGCAUUCAUGUCUGUGGCCUCUAUAUUUUGGAACUUCUAUUUGUCUUCAACCAUGAGCAAGUGAUUCAGUCUAGGAAAAUUCUUAAGCUCCAUGUGCAAGAGCAAGGCUGCACUUAGGAGAUUUUACAAUAAGUUGUGCGUUAUGCCAUUUAUUAUCUAUAGUUCUAGUUAUGAACUCAAUUCCCAGUUAGCUGUGGUAGAUCAGAAACACAUUCAAUAGCAAAUGCUAUCAUUUCCAAAUGCUUUUGCAUUUAAUGGAUUGUGCUUCAGAUCUACUAAACAUAAUUUUGUUUCCUAAAUGUAGACAAUAAUUGCUUUGCUCUUGUUGAACAGCAUUGCAAAUAUAUUUCCUCUCUCCCUUUUUUACCUUCUUCCAUCCCAUUGUACCAAUCUUCAUUAUCUGUAGUGAUUGGAUAUUAUUUUGAUGUAAUAUUUUGGUUGUGAAGUUCUGUGUUAGUACUUCAAUUUGAGGGUAUUUUCUAUC
This is a messenger RNA of Cucumis sativus (cucumber), 1280 nucleotides long. RefSeq names its product protein sym-1. Bases 171 to 860 code for a protein of 229 amino acids. Gene Ontology annotation, cellular component: membrane; cytoplasm. The record is from RefSeq and is a predicted model, not a curated record. NCBI's taxonomy places the organism in Eukaryota, Viridiplantae, Streptophyta, Magnoliopsida, Cucurbitales, Cucurbitaceae. The transcript has 5 exons.